AUGAAGUUGAUGGUAUCAACGUCAGUUAGAGACCUCAAAUCAAAAGGCAUUUUGUGUAAGCCAAGUAGCCUACACACUCUCACAGGAAUCAAAUUCAAAUCUUACAACUUGUUUGCGCAGCUCGAGCUUCCACCUUUACGUAUCGACACCAUCUACAUGGUAAAGUAUGCAAACAUGAUAGCUUAUGAGAUGAGCAUUGACAAGUCGGCAAGGACAAUUGCCUAUCAGAUAACAAAUUACGUCAACUUUAUGAAAUCACUCGUAAUAAGCGCUGAGGAGGUCAAAGAAUUACGCGAGCAAGGAAUACUCUUCAAUGGUUUAGGAACAGAUAAGGAAGUCGUCAAAGUGUUGCAAGAGAUUCCCGCUGGUCCUUUAGUAUCCUAUGGUAGCUUUUUGCAUGUCAAACGGGAAAUGCAACAACAUACUAGCAGCAAAAAAAGAAUAUUUUUGGCAGAGUUGUUUUGGACUCAUUUUAGUAGUCCAUGGUCAUUUAUGACUUUGCUUGUAGCAAUUUUCGUGCUUUUGUUCAACAAAUAUGGUGAUCAAUAA
This is a messenger RNA of Lycium barbarum (goji berry), 549 nucleotides long. Its product is annotated as UPF0481 protein At3g47200-like. The coding region runs from base 1 to 549 and encodes 182 amino acids. The transcript is spliced from 2 exons. The record is from RefSeq and is a predicted model, not a curated record. NCBI's taxonomy places the organism in Eukaryota, Viridiplantae, Streptophyta, Magnoliopsida, Solanales, Solanaceae.